AUGCUCACUUUUUCGCUCCUAUUACUCUGCUGCGGCCUCCUGGCCUCGGCGCAAGAGAAACACGCUGGUACCUCCGUCGUGCACCACAAGAGGGAGACGGGAACCUGCGAACAGACCUAUGGGGAAGGCUCGCAGCCGUGCGGCGGCGGCGGCGGAAGCACCUAUUGCUUCAACCCCAAAAUCGGCCAGGUAGAAAAGAACUCGUGUAUUGUCCAUGGAAAACAAAUGCUAACUCAGAAUAGUCGUGCUGCGCAGCAGACAACGGAUUUUGCGACUCGGGAAAGUAUUGCGCGCCUGUCGCAGGUUAUUGCUGUCUUGAGGGAGAGGAUUUAG
Molecule: messenger RNA, 333 nt
Organism: Daldinia childiae
Lineage: Eukaryota; Fungi; Ascomycota; Sordariomycetes; Xylariales; Hypoxylaceae
Exons: 2
Coding region: 1-333 (110 amino acids)
Source: RefSeq, a predicted model, not a curated record